AUGGCACCAGUGCGAGCCAAACGAUCUCGAAUUGAGCAGUCGCCGAGCUACGGCGGCGCUGACCCGAUGUCCAAGAAGAGAGGACCUUCGGUUACUGAGCCGUCGGUUGACGGAAUCGAUUCGCAUUUGGCUCCGUCCAAUAUCUCGGCCGACGACAACACUUCCAAGCAGUCAGUGGCGGUGACAUCGGAUUCCUCCAGCUUGUCCCGACCGGCGCCGAUUAUGAUGAUAUCGCCGCUGGAAGCGUUGAGCGAGGACGGCGGCCCGAGGGUGAAUGGUGAUUAUUUUCUUGAUAAAUGCUUCUACUGCAAAAAGAAAAUGGACGUGAGUGACCAUGUUUUCAUGUAUAGAAACUUUCGUGCGUUCUGUACCCCUUUCUGCCGUGAAAAAGUAAUGAACAAUGACGAAGAAUUUAAAAAAGAGUUCAAGCACUUUUGUGAAACUGUGUUGCAAGACAAGAAGAAGAUGAACUGGUGGGGUCCCAUAUAA
Molecule: messenger RNA, 489 nt
Organism: Humulus lupulus (European hop)
Lineage: Eukaryota; Viridiplantae; Streptophyta; Magnoliopsida; Rosales; Cannabaceae
Product: FCS-Like Zinc finger 10-like
Exons: 2
Coding region: 1-489 (162 amino acids)
Source: RefSeq, a predicted model, not a curated record